Rhodamnia argentea is the source of this 1334-nucleotide messenger RNA. Its product is annotated as glucan endo-1,3-beta-glucosidase-like. Gene Ontology annotation, biological process: carbohydrate metabolic process. Gene Ontology annotation, cellular component: plasma membrane. Gene Ontology annotation, molecular function: hydrolase activity, hydrolyzing O-glycosyl compounds. Bases 179 to 1198 code for a protein of 339 amino acids. The record is from RefSeq and is a predicted model, not a curated record. The transcript has 2 exons. Lineage: Eukaryota; Viridiplantae; Streptophyta; Magnoliopsida; Myrtales; Myrtaceae.
GAUUGACCUGGCAAGAAGCCAAGAAGUCGUCUGUCAAUCGUUUAGAAUGUGCUCUUGAAUUUUCCAAAUCCUAGGCCAUGGAGCUGCAUAUAAGCUGGAGAUCUACGGAGAUAAGCAUCCGGGGAUCUGCUUUCGUCCCUUUAAAGAGUUUUUGUUUUCCAUAGUCAGUUUCGACGAAAUGAGUAACAAGAAUGUUAUGGCUUCGCUUAUGCUCGCUCUCGGCCUGCUACUAGCAGGAGCAGGAAUGACAGGUGCGCAGUCCGUAGGCGUCUGCUAUGGACGGAACGGCAACAAUCUGCCUAGUCAGGCGGAAGUGAUCGAGCUGUUCAAGGCCAACAACAUCGGAAGGAUGAGGAUUUACGAUCCAGACCAAGCCACUCUCCAGGCCCUGAGAGGAUCCAACAUCGAACUCAUCCUCGGCGUUCUUAACGACAACCUCCAGGCUCUAACCGAUGCCUCCACGGCAUCCAACUGGGUCCAAAACAACGUCGUGGCAUUCUCGUCCGAUGUCAAGAUCAAGUACAUCGCGGUCGGGAAUGAAGUCCCCCCGGGCGACGCAAAAGCCCCCUACGUCCUCCCCGCAAUGCAGAACAUCCAAAACGCCCUCACAUCCGCCAAUUUGCAGGGCCAGAUCAAGGUCUCCACGGCAGUUGACACAGGUCUGCUAGGCGUAUCCUACCCCCCGUCGAACGGGGCAUUCAGUGACACCGCAAGUCAAUUCAUAGGCCCCAUUAUUAGCUUCUUGGUCAAUAACGGCUCACCGCUCCUAGCCAACAUCUACCCCUACUUCAGCUACACACAGAAUAUGCAGAGCAUUGAUCUUGCCUAUGCUCUAUUUACAUCACCAGGAGUGGUGGUAACGGACGGUGCAUAUCAGUACCAAAACCUGUUUGACGCAUUGGUGGACUCCCUUUACUCCGCCUUGGAAAGAGCUGGUGGGUCAAGUUUGGCAAUCGUUGUAUCAGAGAGUGGAUGGCCAUCGGAAGGCGGCACUGCAGCUUCACUAGGCAAUGCAGGCACUUACUAUGCAAAUCUGAUCAGCCAUGUGAAGCAAGGCACGCCCAAGAAAGCCGGCCAGGCCAUCGAGGCAUACUUAUUUGCAAUGUUUGAUGAGAACCUAAAAGCAGCCGGGGUCGAGCAGCAUUUUGGACUCUUCACUCCCAGCAAGCAACUGAAAUACCAAAUCUCUUUUCCUUGAGAGAAAAAACCAAGUGAGACUACACUUAUAGUUGUAAUAAGGGUGCUGCUCAUCCACUGGAAAUGUAGCUGCGCACGGUAUUGAAUAACAAGCAAAUAAAAAGAUGUGAACUGAUUGUGUAACAUUACAAGACAGA